AUGACAACACGUUCUUUUCUGGAUGCGAUUCGUUGCAAUGAUGGGCCUGACUUCUUGACUUUCCAGAGUCCCCUCCAACAAGCGCAGUUUUUGGUCUCUAAGGACGACCACGUGGCCCUGAAACCUUUGUUGGCUUUGCCCAAUAGGGAAAAUGGUGGUCCAAUUAAAGAAACUGACUUCACUAAUCCCGACGUCAAUGAAAAUCUCCUCCAUUUCGCAGUUCGUCAGUUGGCAGCUAACUGUGUGCACAUUUUGGUACAUCCACCUUUCAAUUGGAAUCCUGAACGACGAAAUAUCCUGGGAUCAAGUGCGUUGGAUUUGGCGAUGCGCAACAGGAACGCCUACCUCCCAGUUGUGUGGUCUCUGGCCUUCACGUCCCUUGAAGUCUUUCCUGAACCCUCUGACUUAGGCUUUUCCUUAACGCAUCUCCUCCUUAGACCUCCUACCACUGAGCUUUCCUUUCAUCAGGUAACAGUUGAUCUUGCAAAACGCAACUUCUUUUUUUCAAAAUUGUAA
Rodentolepis nana is the source of this 516-nucleotide messenger RNA. The record is from the annotation of a GenBank genome assembly. NCBI's taxonomy places the organism in Eukaryota, Metazoa, Platyhelminthes, Cestoda, Cyclophyllidea, Hymenolepididae.